Messenger RNA from Cimex lectularius (bed bug), 2877 nucleotides. RefSeq names its product synaptic vesicle glycoprotein 2B-like. The record is from RefSeq and is a predicted model, not a curated record. Gene Ontology annotation, molecular function: transmembrane transporter activity. The transcript is spliced from 11 exons. Gene Ontology annotation, biological process: transmembrane transport. Lineage: Eukaryota; Metazoa; Arthropoda; Insecta; Hemiptera; Cimicidae. The coding region runs from base 18 to 1619 and encodes 533 amino acids.
ACACAAGUACGGUCGAGAUGGCACCGAACAUGUCAUCGGGCAGAUACGUUUUCAAAGGCGACCACGGGUUUAACAUGGAUAAAAAAUUAGCCGUCAUCAAAACGGAAUCACAUGCAAGUUUACCUUUCGAAGCAGCUCUUGAAAAAGCAGGAUAUGGCAAAUUUCAUUAUUUGCUCUUUCUCCUUGUUGGCUGCUCAUAUAGCUCUGUGGCCAUGGAAACCAUAGUGGUUUCCUUUGUGAUACCAGCUGCAAGAUGUGAUUUCGAUAUAUCAUCAAAAGAUGCUGGAUAUUUGUCAGCAUUUCCUCAACUAGGUAUAAUAAUCGGAGCAUUUCUUUGGGGUACGCUUGCCGACAUAUAUGGAAGAAAAUGGAUAUAUGUCAUGACGCUGUUGUCUGGGGGACUUUCCAGCCUUUUAUCCAGUUUUGCACCGAACUUCAUCAUUUUUAUGGUGUUUAGGAUUAUUAGUGCAGUAGGCCUUGCAGGAGUGCUAAGUGUAUGCCUACCAUACCUCGCUGAAUUUCAACCUGAAAAGCUGAAAGAAAAGGUCGUCAGUUGGAUGGAGUUUUGGUGGACAGUCGGCAUCACACUGUCUCCUUGCCUAGCAUGGGCGAUCAUCCCAACAAACUUGAGGUUCGAAAGCGAAUACUUCAACUAUGCAUCUUGGAAUUUGUACGUCGCGACAAAUGCAAGCGUCAUGAUUGUAUUGGGUUUCAUUGCGAUGGGAUUUCCUGAAAGUCCAAAAUAUUAUGAAGACAUCGGAGAACGCGAGAAAGCCGUAGAAGUAUUAAGAUACGUCUACUCUGUCAACACCGGUUGCCAUCAAUCUUUAUUCGUGUGUGAGCUCAUGGAGGAAAAAGGCAUAAGCGUCAUUAGCAGAAAUAACAACUCUCAACUUACUAAGCCAAAACGUACGUUUCAGUCGAUUUUUUAUGACAUGAAAACGCAGACCCAACUUCUUCUUGUCAAACCGCAUUUCCUAAAUAUCUCAUUGGUCGGGAUAAUAUCAUUCGGAGUGACUGGAGUGUAUUACACGUUCAUGUUGUGGUUUCCUGAGCUGUUUUCGAGGUUUAACACUUUCGAACAGCAACAUCCUGGACAGACGACAUCAAUGUGCGAAGUGGCCUCUAUCUUCAUAGAAACGACGAAUGAAUGCCACAAUGAAGUCAAUCCUGAAAUAUUCAAGAACUCUGUGAUCAUUGGCCUUUCUUGCAUUCCGACAAGCUUAUGGCUUUCAAUGUGUAUCAGUCGUUUGGGUUGUAAAUUUUUCCUUGUAUUUUGCAUGGGCGUAGCAGGGAUAUCAUGCCUGGCUAUGUAUUUUGUCACUUCAUCAUUCCAAAAUCUGAUUUUGUCAUGCUUAUUUGAGGCGUUCGCUUCAUUGAGCGUUAUGACGAUGUUUUGCAGUUUGGUAGAUCUCUUCCCUUCACAAAUAUGUGCCAUGGCAAAUGGUGUGUGCCUCAGUCUUGGAAAAGUGGGAGCUUUAGUCGCUAGUCUUUUCUUCGGCUACCUCAUAGAUUACAACUGCACAAUUCCUACUUUCUUAUUUACUGCCAUAAUGAUAGGUUGUGCAGUUAUAGCAUUGUUUCUUCCACUUAAGAAACGUCCAAUCACAGAUGGAUGAUUGCACAAUGGAUUCACUAAAAAGAAUAACCGACCAUUGCUCCUUCUUCUAGUCAAAAACAAAACAAGAACAACAAUAUAUAUAAAAUAAGCAACAAAAGCAACAAUAAGAAUAAAAUAAACAAUCAUAAAACAACUCAUUUAAGAAUGAUUCAAUAAUCUAAAAAAAAGAAUAAAAAUUAAAAUAAACACCUUGUUAAUUUCAAAUAUGAAAAUGUUUGUUUUUUGAAGAUUAGAUAAUUGGGUGUAAAAGUCUUUUAAUAAUACGGUACUCUAACUGCAAAAGAAAUAUCAUCAAAGGCUGACACAUUCAUCAAAAAUAAAUAAUAAAAAAAACUUUGUUUGUUGAAGCAAUAACACUGAUAAUUUGAUUUUUUUUCAGUUAUAUUUAUAGGUUAAUUACUCAUUUAAUUAUUUUAGAGAUGAUAUUUUAUAUAUUUCUUCAGUUAUAUUUAUAACACAUUUGAUUAUCUAAGAGAAUUUUGUUUGUCAUCUUGCAAUAUUGUUUCAAACUGUGUUAUUAAGAUUUAAAGUUUAAGUUUUUUUAAGUUAAUUUUAGGCUUUUAGACUAGUUAAUUUAAAUUCACAUUAAUUGUGAGAACUGAAAUGAGAGAAUGCACCCUGACUGACACAGUCGCGGUUUUUUGUUUUUGCCAAAUGAACUGAAGGUACUCAUACUUGUACCAGUUAAUAUCCCCAUUCUUAUAGACUUCCUAAGAAAUAAAAUGAAAAAUGUACAUUACUUGAAUUUUGCAGCUGCUAAUAAAGAAGGACGAUGUACUUUAAACGUUUUUCAAAAUGUUCUUUUUGGUUUGUACUUGGGGUAAAUUACUUAAUACUGAACUACUUAAUAAUUUGAAAUGAAAAAAUUAUCCAGCUGCAAAUGCUAAAAGUCGUUUCAUAUAAUUUUUACUUUACAUAAGAAUGUUUAAUGCAAAUUUGUGUGUUUUAACUUUAUAUAUUUUUCUACUUGUUUUGUUUAUGAUAAAUUAUUUUUCAUUUAUAUAUUAAAUAUGCCAUACAUAUAUAUGUCUUAAUGAUUGCAUGAUACAAAAGUAUGAUUGUUAAACGGUUAAUCUCAAUUCAAGGUAAUGUUAUGUAAAUAAUAUGUCAACAAAUUUUAAAGGCUGAAUUAACUUUAAACGCAGAGGCUCGUGUAAGAAAAGACCAAAUUUAUAUUGUUAAUAAUAAAUUAUCGAACUUAGAUUUAAAUUUUAUUUUGUAUUUCUGUUUAUUUAUUGUGAGCAAUACAUUUUUUU